UAGUCUGAAGCACUUGUCAGUACAGUUAGUGUAUAUUGGCUGGCAGAGUGAAACUUGCCGAGUCAGGAUUUGAGACCAGCAUAAGAUAUUUUUGCUGCAGUAAUAGCAAAGGGUUGUAUUUCUUUCUGCCUGCACUCCGUUGAAUGGAUUUCAGCCUGGCUGUGAGACUAGACUAACUGGCUUUUUUCAGAGAGCGAAAGGGAAUGGGGUAAAAAUAAGGAAAUAAAAUACCUCCUGUAUUUGUAUUCAGCUGUCGUGGUUGCUCAUGGUCCCAGUGGAUUGGUGCCUCACACUGUCUGUCUUCUAGGUUCUUUGGAACCCUCCUUCUCUGCCACUUUGUGUUUUAGUUGAUUUUUUUUUUCCAAUUGCACAUCUUCAUUCCUGGAAAAAAUCCAUUCAAAAUUUGAGUUGAAUUUUGUGUCCUCUGAUCGUAAGGCAAGAAGGUAAAAAAGAAGACUGAGCUUGAAGACUGAGGCUGGCUCAAUGUAUCCAGAAUCUACCACUGACUCCCCUGCUCGACUCUCACUAAGACAGACUGGCUCUCCAGGGAUGAUUUACAGUGCUCGGUAUGGGAGUCCCAAACGACAGCUCCAGUUCUACAGAAAUCUUGGGAAAUCGGGGUUGCGAGUGUCCUGCCUUGGCUUAGGAACAUGGGUGACGUUUGGAGGGCAGAUUACAGACGAGAUGGCAGAACAGCUGAUGACUUUAGCAUAUGACAACGGAAUUAACCUGUUUGACACAGCAGAAGUCUAUGCUGCUGGGAAGGCUGAAGUUGUGUUGGGAAAUAUUAUUAAGAAGAAGGGUUGGAGGCGCUCUAGCCUGGUCAUAACAACCAAAAUCUUCUGGGGAGGAAAAGCAGAGACUGAGAGGGGACUCUCCAGAAAACACAUCAUAGAAGGUCUGAAGGCUUCCUUAGAACGGCUGCAGUUAGAGUACGUGGAUGUCGUGUUUGCUAACAGACCAGAUCCCAACACACCCAUGGAAGAGACGGUGAGAGCAAUGACCCAUGUUAUCAACCAGGGAAUGGCCAUGUACUGGGGAACGUCGCGCUGGAGCUCUAUGGAGAUCAUGGAAGCUUACUCAGUGGCACGGCAGUUUAACCUAAUCCCACCGAUUUGUGAGCAAGCCGAGUACCACAUGUUCCAGAGGGAGAAGGUGGAGGUGCAACUCCCUGAGCUCUUUCACAAGAUCGGGGUUGGUGCCAUGACUUGGUCCCCGCUGGCCUGUGGAAUUGUUUCUGGAAAAUAUGAUGGCGGAAUCCCUCCUUACUCUAGAGCAUCGCUGAAGGGAUACCAGUGGCUAAAAGACAAGAUCCUGAGUGAAGAGGGAAGGAGACAGCAAGUAAAGCUGAAGGAGCUGCAAGCCAUUGCAGAGCGCUUGGGAUGCACCCUGCCACAGCUCGCCAUCGCCUGGUGUCUGAGGAACGAAGGAGUCAGCUCCGUUCUGCUAGGCGCUUCCAAUGCAGACCAAUUAAUGGAGAAUAUCGGAGCAAUACAGGUUCUUCCAAAAUUGUCCUCUUCCAUCAUACAUGAGAUUGAUAGUAUUUUGGGCAAUAAACCAUACAGCAAAAAGGACUACAGAUCCUAAGUGUGCCUACUGGCCCCCUGGACUCACUCUCAACUCCUAGCCUUCUGUUUGCUUGCUUAAGCUUUACUGAAGCCAAGUGAAGAGUGUGAUUGGCAUCAAAAGAAUACAACAUGGCAAGAUGUGUUAGAGAAAUUGUUUAAAAUGUUGCUGCAAGAUGACAUAUGCUUAUUAUGUAACAUUUAUUUUGAAUGCAAAAAGAGUCACAGAUUGGGAAGGGUAUAUCAGAGCUGUGGUUUUACCCUCGAUGAUUGGCCUCUGUGCUUCCUUUUUUAAAAGAAGAAACUACUUUUUUCACAAACACACACAGAAUAUCACUGCUUUUUGUUAAUUCCAGCUCCUAUACAGUGUGCUUGACUAUUCAGAUCUGACACAUAUACCAUUUAACUGGAAGAAUUAGAGUCUCCGUUUCAAAAGCAAUGCUGGCUUUACAAGGAUCUGGCUAAUGUGAGUGUGGAGGACUGUCUGUGGUAACAUCUAGGCUGUUUCAAGAAACGGCUGUUUCGAGAGUACUGCUUGCUUCUCCUAACUGGUUCUGUUCUUUAGUUCACUCUGUAUUUGUUUCUGUUGGAGAAGAUUGUAUUUUUUGAAGUAUUCAAAGUGAAUCAGCCAAGUUCUUGGCAAGCAGCUGUAAGAGUUCAUGCUCCACGAUUCAGUAGGCUUCCCAAGGCCCGCACUGGGGUUGGGGGUGUUUGUCACGAUGCUUUUUUUUAUUUUUCUGGUGCCUCAUGUUGACCUUCCGAGGUGGCGUUGCUAAUCACACAAGGCCUGAGCCCGCUCAGUUCCAGUCAGGGGGCUUUUUCUCUCUAUGAACAGGCUAUGUCCUCAGCCCAAGCGCCUGUUGGCCUCAGUGGGCUUCCUGGCGUUUUGCUGAGGACAGAGUGCAGGAUGCAGUUUGUGGCUUUGAAGAGAAAUGGCGUGUUGGCGUUGAAGGCAUUCCAGUAAGAAUCCCUCACCGUGCUAGUGCUUUUCUCUCUAGCAGGCAGUGUUAUUUUAACGUGAACAUCUUGCAGGUUUCAGUAUUUCCUCUGUAAUUCACUCAGGUCUAGGUUCUCAUUGUAAACUUCAGAUUAGUUGUAAAUGUUUAGUAUAAAUAUUGUACAUGUGAAACAGUGUAACUGCUUAGUAUGAAAGAGAGCAGAGACCUUCAAUUAAUCUGUCCAGGAAACAUUCAGCUUUAAUUUUAGAUGCUUGAUUUCCUUAACACCCAGAAUCUGAGAGAUUUCGUAAGCAACCUCUCGACCUGCCUGAGCCUGUCAUUGCUUUAAAAGGAGCAGGGCAGACAGGGAUUUAGUUUACGUGUGUGCGGAGGACAAUCAUAGAGAAUUGUUACCAGCUGCACACAAUCAAUGAUGGUAAUGAGCUAUUUAAUCCUAGUACCAAGAGGACGUUGGACUAAGGAGUUCAAACCACCAGAUUUGUGGCUGUGUCAGGUCUGUGGCUGGGUGCUGCUCAGUAAUGUGGAUACUGCACACUGGACUGAACAGCUGUAGUGCAUAUUUUUGAGAAUCUUUUGCCUUUGCAAACAAAAAAAAUAUUUUUGAUAUAUUACAAAAUCAUUAUUCUUGUUUCAGAUGCCUGACUUGGGUAGGCCGCCACCUAAUAUGGUACCAACUUUCUCUUAAAAUUUCAGACUGCAUUUGUAGGUACUUGCUUCACUGAUGACAUAUAUGCAGAGCUAUCACUGAGGGAAAUACUCAUUUGAGCAGCAGAUAGCUUGGUCUCGCUUGCCAGAUGAAUUACUUUGGUAGACUGCUAGCUUCCCCGGUUCCUUUAAAGAUUAAGCUCAUCUUAAAAAGGAGGAGACUUUUUCAAGAAUUUAGACUAAUUGUUACAAUGUUGUGGAACCACUGAAUCCUCAACUUAAUAUAACAGUCAACAAAUACAUACUCAUUUCCUGUCCUAAACUCAUAGGUAACAUUGCUGGUGUUGUUAAACAGAUGCCACUUUCCACCCCAGAGGUGGCUGGCUGCAUUUCAUUGUUGGGUAUAUGGAUCCCUUUGGGAUGCUUCAGAAAAUCAGAUGCUAUAGGAUAAGCCAUUUCACACUAGGGGGUCUGAGAUGUAAAAGCCACAGAAGUUUGCAUUACUGUAGUAAUCGCAUACUUCAAUUUUUGGUAUAACGUUGGCAGUAUUUUCUCAUAACUAUUGCAUCGAUAACAAGGGGAUAGCUCCUGGGAGCUUAGAACAGAAUCUUAUCUGUAGUCUACCAUGUGGUUAGGUUUCUGCUAACCUUAGGGUGCAGAAUUACUCCAGCACUUAUCUAAUAUGGAGUGUCCACAGAGAAGGCAGAGUAAUCCUUAUGAACUAUGAUAAAGCAACAAUGGUGAGGAAUCAUUGUUCCCUGGCAGGGGUUAACAUUUUCCAGGACUCUGACUGCAUUUAUUUAGGUUUUACAAAUAUUAGUGCUGCUUUUCCGUUUUUUUCUCUUUCCAGAGGCAGCUGUUCCAAGCACAGAGCACUCCCCAGGCAGCACUUUGGGAGCUGAGAACUUGCUCUGAAAAUGCCCUUGCCUCUGUUUGGCGUUUGUGCAGAGAUUGUGUGUGUGUGUACGUGGGUCACACAAACCUCUCUAGCACAGCAGGAUCAGAGCACUGACCUAACCCACAAAAAAAUCACGCACAUCUAGUAGCAGGGCUUGAUCUGGUUCCAUUAAGGCAUUUUAAAACAGCCCUUAGCUGUGUCCUCCCAACACAGGAUGGAUGAGAGCCUGUCUCAAUGCUGCCUGUUCAUUGUGCUUGGCUGUGCAGCCAGGCAGGCGGCCACGGCACCAUCCUGCUAAAGUUCCAGCCUGGCCUUCUCACUCCAGCUCUGCAGGCUGGCGCGGAGGGGCUGG
This is a messenger RNA of Chelonoidis abingdonii (Abingdon island giant tortoise), 4419 nucleotides long. It is a transcript of the gene KCNAB2, whose product is annotated as potassium voltage-gated channel subfamily A regulatory beta subunit 2. The record is from RefSeq and is a predicted model, not a curated record. Lineage: Eukaryota; Metazoa; Chordata; Testudines; Testudinidae. Gene Ontology annotation, biological process: potassium ion transport; regulation of potassium ion transmembrane transport; transmembrane transport. Gene Ontology annotation, cellular component: juxtaparanode region of axon; voltage-gated potassium channel complex; membrane. Gene Ontology annotation, molecular function: potassium channel regulator activity; transmembrane transporter binding; voltage-gated potassium channel activity.